Messenger RNA from Brienomyrus brachyistius, 2265 nucleotides. It is a transcript of the gene ehf, whose product is annotated as ets homologous factor. Bases 253 to 1149 code for a protein of 298 amino acids. The transcript is spliced from 9 exons. The record is from RefSeq and is a predicted model, not a curated record. Gene Ontology annotation, molecular function: DNA-binding transcription factor activity, RNA polymerase II-specific; sequence-specific DNA binding. Gene Ontology annotation, biological process: cell differentiation; regulation of transcription by RNA polymerase II. Lineage: Eukaryota; Metazoa; Chordata; Actinopteri; Osteoglossiformes; Mormyridae. Gene Ontology annotation, cellular component: nucleus.
GUCGAGGCGCGAGCGGGCUUACUGAGCUGAACUUCAGCGACACUGCCUCGACAACUCCCCCGCCGUCCAGUGCCUGGAGGAGCAGCUGCAGCAGGGAGAACAGCUUGACCCCCAUAGUCACCUGUGCGUCUCCAGGCUGUGCCCCUCUCCCCAUCCGCGUCUCAGCAGAUCGGACUCAAGCCGAAGCUCCGGAUCGAUUUGGCAGGAGGUCACGUUCAGCCUUCUGUCUGUGCCUGCCCUGACCCGCCGGCGAUGGUGCGUCAGAACAGCUGCCUGAUGAGCGUGCCCUCGGCCAGCGCAGAGAACCAGCUGCCAGCCUCCUGGAGCCCCCAUUACAGCUGCACCGACGCAUCCACCAUGGUUCCCGGCUACAUGGGUCGCCUAUGGAUGCAGGACACGCAGCCCCAGUUCUGGUCCAAGUUCCAGGUGUGGGAAUGGCUCCAGCAGACACUGGACAUGCACCAGAUCGACGCCAACAGCCUCCCCUUCCAGAACUUCGACAUGGAUGGGAGGCAGCUGUGCAGCUUGAGCUUCCAGGAUUUCACCCGGGCCGCCGGGUCAGUGGGACCCCUGCUGUACCAGAGCCUCACGGACCUCAAGUGGAGCAGCACUGCAGGUCAGUAUGGGACAGAGAUGUUUACACCGCUGGACAUUAAAACGGAAGUGGAAGAAUUCUCCUGCUCCGUGCUACCAUUCAAAGAUGACAGCUAUUUCUACAGCAGUUUGCCUACAGAUCUCCUCGACGGCAAGCCUUCAUUUCCCACAUCUGGUGCCAGUAGCUCCCCGAGUCCGUCUGGUCCAGAUUCAAAGAGGCAACACAGUCGGCCCCCCACUGCACAAGUCAAAAGACACAACCCCCGUGGCACGCACCUUUGGGAGUUCAUCCGUGACAUCCUCCUGAACCCUGACCGCAACCCGGGACUGAUUAAGUGGGAGGACCGGGCCGAGGGCGUCUUCCGCUUCCUCAAGUCAGAGGCGGUGGCCCAGCUGUGGGGGAAGAAGAAGAACAACAGCAGCAUGACCUAUGAGAAGCUGAGCCGCGCCAUGAGAUAUUACUACAAGCGAGAGAUACUGGAGCGAGUGGAUGGCCGCAGGCUGGUCUACAAGUUUGGCAGAAAUGCCAGGGGCUGGAAGGAAUCGGACAAGUGAGAGGAGAAGCCCCAAGGCUUUGCAGAACCACCCGAAGAAGACAAGCUAUUUAUCAUGGGCCGGACAAAAUUCCACGCUCUUUUUUUUCACUUCAGUUUUCGUAUAAACCUUUUUUGCUUGUAUCACUGUUUUUUUGUUUGUUUGUUGGUUUUGAAAAGAAGGACUGCUCCCUUUACGUCUGCAAGGUAUUUUUCUGUUUUCUAUUUUCCUGAGUGACUUUUUACACAAAGAACUGAAGGUUCAUACUGUAUGGCAAUCAUGUUGGAAAGGGACACUUUGAUUCUUCCAACUCAAUGCCAGCUGACAAUGUACAUUUUUUUAGCCUAUUAAUAUAGCACUUAUGGCUGAGACCAUUCCUUCACAAUCGGAAGUGUAAUACAUUGCAAUACAAAACACAAGACUACCCAGACUUAAAAAAAAGCCCCAAUACAUACAUAUCAAAGUUAAAUGUGCAUUUAGCAUAUAUUUCUUCCAGUAAUAACCUAAACAACCUAGAAAUUCUAGGUAAACGUUAACAGGAAUUCAUGGAAUUAUGACGGCCACAGAAAAGCUCUUUUUAGAGAUAUCAUCAGGGCCAAGGCAUGAAAGAAGGUUGCUUUAAUGUGAAACAGUGCUUCCAUUUUCACCUACGUGACUGUAUCUUAAGGUGUAACGGUAGGACACUGAAAUCUGUGACGUUCUUACCCGUGUCUGUUUACAUUCAGUCCAAAAUCUCAGACGAGGCGAGGCUGUUCCCCCGGCCUCAGGUAACACACACUCGACAACCUCACAAGAACUCCAGUUUACCCAUUAAAAAUGUCAGAGUGUUCAUCAGCAACGAAAGGACACCCCGAAAAGAGAAUUACCAAGAGGACUGUUGUAUAUAAUUUAGUAACAAAGCCCAAAAUGAAGCUAAGAGGAGGUUGCAGAAAUAGGUCAAAUGAGGACUACGUCCAACAAGUAAACAACUGAGGAUGACAGCGAUGACAUGUGAAACCCUUAUCUCUGUGCUGUCUAGGGAAAAGUAGAACAUGUUUUUUCUGUAAAGUUAAAGAUUAUUUUUGAAUUAUACAGAGAAGAAUGACCUCUGUAACUGAAAUACCCCUUUCGUGAAAUAAAGCAUUUAUAUUUGAAACA